Messenger RNA from Dufourea novaeangliae, 1922 nucleotides. Its product is annotated as carboxypeptidase N subunit 2-like. The record is from RefSeq and is a predicted model, not a curated record. Lineage: Eukaryota; Metazoa; Arthropoda; Insecta; Hymenoptera; Halictidae. Gene Ontology annotation, molecular function: protein binding. Bases 264 to 1922 code for a protein of 552 amino acids. The transcript has 4 exons. Gene Ontology annotation, cellular component: extracellular matrix.
CGAAUAAAAUUUUUGGUUUUAGAACGAAUUGAACGUGUACGCGCAAUUAUCUCGAGUUUCAGAUUUAUAGAUUAAUCUCAAAUAUAAAGCAAAUACCAAGAAACAGAUACAGACUCACCUGUUAAACACUAUUAUCAGAUAUGUUAUCACAAGUAAAGUUGAACUUGUGCUACACUCUACACAGUAUGAGUAAUACCAGCCACAGUGUGAUUGAUCAAGUAUAAAGCACCUUUGAAGUGAAUUAAGAAGUUCUUACUAAUACAAUGUUUAUUUAUUUGUGUUCCACCGUUUUUUGCUUCUUAUGUAUAAUAUCCAGUUCUAUGUGCCAUAUAUGUUCAACAUGUUUAUGUUUAGGAGAAGUUGAAUUACAUCAAAAAUUAAUAGUGGAUUGUCACGAGAAACAUUUAGGAAGCAAUGACAUGCUUAAUUCCGACUUGUUAAUGUUGGACGAAGUAACGUUACAAAAACUUAUUUUAUCGAGGAACAAUAUAGUUGAUUUACCUGGACAUUUGUUGAAGAGAUUGAAACAUUUGAAGAGUUUGGAUUUAUCUGAAAAUGUGAUGAGCGAAAUACAUACAGACAUUUUUAUGAAUCUCUAUAAUCUUGAAGACCUAAGUCUCUCCAGGAAUAAUUUGACUUCGUUCGAUGAUUUAUUAUUGAAAGUUCUUCCAACAUUGUUGACAUUAGAUCUUAGUCAUAAUCGUAUAAGUACAAUAGAACAUACAAUUGACAGAACAUUAAUGAAAAUUAAUUCCUUAAAUCUUGCUCACAACAGUAUAAUUAAUAUAUCAGAAAAUUUCUUUGAAUCGUUAUCAAAUCUACAAUAUUUGGACCUGUCGUUUAAUAAGAUCUAUUCUUUGGAAAAUGUUAAUUUGAUACAUUUAAAUUCUUUAAAAAUUCUUUAUAUAAACAAUAAUUUUCUUACGUCGAUAUACAUGCAAAUACUUCCCAAAUCAUUAACAGAAUUACAUGCUGGAUACAAUUUAAUAACGGAAGUAUAUUAUGAACAAUCUCAAAUGGAAGUAUUGAGCUUAGAGUUUAAUCAAAUUUCUGAAAUAAAAUCAAAUUUAAGUAAAUUAGAGAAUUUACAACACUUGAACAUUACCGGGAACAAGAUAUCAAACUUUACGAACGUUGUACUUCAGAAUUUAAGAAUUUUAGACAUAUCUUACAAUAAGUUAUUUUAUAUUCCUGAAACCGUAUCUGUUAAAAAUUUUCCGGUAUUAAUUCAACUUAAUAUUAGUCAGAAUCCCAUUCAGAACUUAACGUUUCCCGCUGACUUAAAAUUCCACUCAUUUGUUGCGAGUAAUAUGAGUAUGUUGUCGACUAUCGCGAAAGAUACAUUCGCAAAAUUGGUACCACCAUCAAAUGUCUGCAUCAAUCUCACUCUAUCUAACAAUGAAAAGUUAUCCUCGAUCCACGAAGAUGCUUUAGAUCGUUUGAAUUUAUGUUCUUUGGACUUAAGUAACAAUCAACUUAGCUAUAUUGCACAGAAGCUUGUUCUACGUAAUACUAGUUUCACAAUGUACAAGGUGAAUCUACAAGGAAAUCCGUUUAAAUGUAAUUGUUCGUUGCAAUGGAUGCUAGAUACCAUGGUACCAAAACUGUAUUCUACAUAUCCUAAUCUUUUAGACGAGUUAAGAUGUGCUUGGCCGCUGCAAAUAUCGAACAUGAGAAUGGUACACUGGUACGGAUGGAAGGGUCAAGUUUUCUGUACAGAUAUGUCAGAUUUCAAUGAAAAGCUAACAAUCAAUGUGGCUGGCGUAAUUCCCGAUAAUCAAGUAGUAAAAUUUGACUCUAGUCCUGGUCUGCUCGCUGUUCUGGGAACAACGAUAUGUGUAUUGUCGAUUCUCGUAAUAGUAGGUCUUAUUUGGACUCAAAGAUUGUACAUGAAAAGGAGAAGAGUCAACAGAAAGUUCUGA